ACAACGCCCCUGGACGUCCAGCCGUCGAACACAGCAAAUGACAAAACCAGAGCAGGCCAAACCUGCGAUGGGUCUGCUGCUGCUGGUAUCGCUGCUGGCGCUUUCCGGCAGCGUCCCCGUGCCGCGUGGAGCGCCCCCUGUCGGCCGCUGGGAAGGCUACGUGCUGCACAUGGCCGCCACGCUCCGGGCGCAGCAGCUGUCCGGCCUGCACUUCCUGUGCCGGUCCCAGUGCGUGUCCCCGAAUCUGCUGCGCAGGGUAGGGAGGCACUCGACACUCGCGUACACCGUGUCGGUCGGGGGCGCGGUGCUGCCGUCUUGGCCCGUCACGACCAGGAACCUGUUCGUCCUCGUGGGCAUGGACUGCGGCGUCCUGGCCAACGUGACUCUGCACGCGCGGGACGUCGUCGUCAUCGUGUCCUUCCGCACGCGGGAGGCGCUGUUGUCGCGUGCGGCCGGCGCCUUCGAGUCAUGCUGGCGGCUGGACGUUCUGGACGCCGUGGCCGUGGCCGCCGGCAGGGGCUCCCUGCUGGUGUACACGUACCUGCCCUACCGCGCGGGCCGGUGCCGCGACAUGGGGCCGCAGCAGGUGGCCGAAUGGACGCCCCGCAGCGCGCAGCACCCCGCGGCCUUCGGGCUGGUCGCCAAGGUCCGGGAUCUGGGCGGCUGCCCCCUGCGCGUGACCGCCUUCCAGACGCGGCCCUGGACGGACCUCAUCCCCGUCAACAAGACCGGGCGCUUUGUGCUGGGCGGGACCUACGCGCCGUUUCUUGCGACUUUGGCCAGGUACAUGAACUUCACGCCAGACUUGGCUCAACCAACAGACGGCAAUGCUUACGGCAACGCCGCAGAUUUUCCUCACUUCGGCGGCGCACUGGGUGACGUCUAUCACAACCGCAGCGACUUCUGCCUCGCUUUCUCGCCGAGUGACAUCCAGAUGCCCUACCACGGCCGGCCACCCACGGCCCAGUCAGCUUGCACCACGUGGUGCCUGCCCACGGGCUACCGGCAGUCCUCGGUGUGGCGGCCCGUGGUCGGGGAAUUCACCACGCAGUCCUGGGCGGCCGUGCUGGCGUCGUAUGUAGUGGCAGCCCUGUCGCAUUGGCUGCUGUCCAGGAGCAGGGCCUUGAUGGACAGCGCGUUGGCCGCCCUGCAGAGCCUCGUCAGCUCCAUCAGCGCCAUGCCUGCUAACUGGGCUCCCAGGUUUUUCAUGUUUUGCUGGUCCUUCUCGGGUUUAGUGCUGGCGACGUUGUACAUGGCGGCAUUGCAAAGCAUCAACUCCUCAGAAUCGGUGGACACACUCUUCCGGACGGUAGAAGAACUGGACCAGUCGCCGUUACCAGUGUACUCGUCCGCGGACCAGCUCCGAAACUUCAAGCAAGUCAUUUUAUUGUGUGAUGAAACAAAACAAAUCUGGGCUUUAUCUACCCUUUGCAGCCAAACACACUUGAAGGCUGAUUGUCAAGUAUUUAAAUCGUCCUGGUACAUAGAAUCAAGCAGUUCGAUAUAUAUAUAUAUAUCUUUAAAAGCCCCUUGCUUAGUUGUAAACCAAAAACAAAUCGAAUGGGUCAACGAACCUGUUUCUCAAAUGAAUGUCACCAGGAAGGCUCAGUUUGACUCAUCCGAGAAAGCCCUGAUGGCGCGUGUGCGCAUGUUCGAUUACUCCAAUGCCGUGCCCAUGUUCAGAAGAUUCUUCGUCAACCCCGACAGAGGCAUUUUAACAGAUCGAAAUGCGUGUCAGGCCUGGGCAGUGCUUUUUACUCCACCCCGUAAGGCGCCGCGCUUCCACGUGAUUCGCAAUUACUGCUUCUCGGUGAGCAUGGCCUACAACCUGGUGGUGCGGCGAAGGUCCCCCUUGCUGCGGCCCUUCAGCGUCGCCACCAGCCGCCUCGACGAAGCCGGACUCACCAUGCACUGGUUCGACAGCAAGGUCCUGGACGUGGCGCAUUCCCAGGAUCCGGUCAUGCGAAUGCGGCAGCUCAUCCCGUUCCUGAUUCUCCUGGGCAUUGGUCUGUGUGCAGCUAGCAUCACCUUUCUGCUAGAGAUACUGAUUGCGCGGUCCUUAAGCUGUUGCCGACCUGCAUCACGACGUAGUGCAUCUUCAUUCAAGAAACGCGAUGACAAACCGGCCUUUCACAAUCCCGAGGACAUUGAGUAUUGGGAGCUCCGAAGACGGCUUCGCCUAUAGAAAUUGCGCCAACAGUGCAGUCAGGACAUUGGAGCCGGCACGGCCACUGGGAGAAAUAAAGGUGUCUAAACUAC
Molecule: messenger RNA, 2259 nt
Organism: Thrips palmi
Lineage: Eukaryota; Metazoa; Arthropoda; Insecta; Thysanoptera; Thripidae
Exons: 12
Coding region: 38-2185 (715 amino acids)
Source: RefSeq, a predicted model, not a curated record